Entrophospora sp. SA101 is the source of this 174-nucleotide messenger RNA. The record is from the annotation of a GenBank genome assembly. NCBI's taxonomy places the organism in Eukaryota, Fungi, Glomeromycota, Glomeromycetes, Entrophosporales, Entrophosporaceae.
AUGGGAAACGAUUCAACCAAACCGUUUAAUGGUUUAUUUUCUUACGUUUCUUCGCUUCUUACCUUUUUCAUUGUCAUAAAGUUAAGUGAAGAAAUUGUAAAAUAUGUUGCACUUGUACUUUUACGUCAUCAUCAAUUAUUAAAAUUCCCAGCAACGGACAAGGCUGUUUGGUGA